Messenger RNA from Cyphellophora europaea CBS 101466, 3093 nucleotides. RefSeq lists its product as uncharacterized. Bases 1 to 3093 code for a protein of 1030 amino acids. Gene Ontology annotation, biological process: lipid metabolic process. Gene Ontology annotation, molecular function: protein binding; phosphoric diester hydrolase activity. Gene Ontology annotation, cellular component: cytoplasm. Lineage: Eukaryota; Fungi; Ascomycota; Eurotiomycetes; Chaetothyriales; Cyphellophoraceae. The record is from RefSeq and is a predicted model, not a curated record. The transcript is spliced from 6 exons.
AUGUCUGAACCAGGCUCUUCUCCCGUUCCUCAGACUGAAAAGCCUAGGAAAUUCGGGAAACAGAUCCAGCGACAGCAGCUGGAUCUUCCUGAAUAUGCUGCCAGCUUUCUCAACUACAAAGCGCUGAAGAAGUUAAUUAAACAGCUCUCGGCUACUCCCACUAUCACUGCGCAGGGAGAAGCGACACAUACAGACUCUCAAGCUGCGCUUCGAGCGAACAAAGAGGUCUUCUUCUUUCGUCUUGAGCGAGAGAUCGAGAAGGUCAAUGUUUUUUACCUCCACAAAGAAGCCGAAUUUACCCUUCGGCUCAAGACAUUACAUGACAAGGAACGCGUGAUUCAGGCCAGACUCAACGCCAACUCCCGCGUCUCUGCAUCAUUUGUCACCCUGAUCGAAGGCUUUCAGCAAUUUGACAAUGAUCUCAACAAACUCCAGCAAUUUGUAGAAGUCAAUGAGACCGCCAUCUCCAAAAUCUUGAAAAAAUGGGACAAAACAUCAAAGUCACGAACCAAGGAACUCUACCUACAACGCGCCGUCGAAAUACAACCAUGCUUCAACCGAGAUGUACUGCGUGAUCUCUCAGAUAAGGCGACUACUGCUCGGCUCGACUUAGAAGCAUGGGCCGAGGGCGAAAACAUAUUUCAUGUCGAUAUCAGCAAACCAACCAUUGGUCAAAGAGUUGGUACAGAAGAGAGCGACAUCGAUUUACAGGUUCUCCAGGCCGCCGCUGCUGGAAACCUUCCUGCGCUGAAGGAAUGGUUAACCAGGCUAUCAUCAUCUCCUAAUGCGGGCGAAGCUCUUACUCGUAUCUUCCUCGCCUCAAUCAGUGAUGCACCCGACGAAUCUCUCAAAGUCCUACUCGAAUCAAAAUAUGUCGACAUUCAGGCGGAGGACGAUAUCAACGAGCGCAACUGCCUGCACGAAGCAACGAUUUAUGGAAAAGACAGUGUACUCCAGUACGCUUUGGCUCAUGGCGUUGAUCCUACCCGGCUUGACGUCUACGGUCGUGUCCCGUUGCACUAUGCGUGCUUGAAAGGCAGGAUACCCAUGCUAGAAAGAUUGAUUGCAGCCGCGCCUCAGUCUAUCGACGUGAAAGAUCACGACAAUUUCACACCGUUAAUUCAUAGCAUCGUCCGGGAUCGAGUCGAGUGCGUACGGUUAUUGCUCGCGCAGAAUGCUCAAAUUGAGCCAGAUUCGGACCGAGACCACAUCCCACUCAACCUUGCGUGUCAGCAUGGUUCAAGCGAGGUCGUCGCAUUGUUAUUGGAACGACACGCCGAAUUCCAUCCCGAUGCUGAAGGCCUCUUUCCACAACAUUUAGUAGCCAAAUCAAGCACCACGGCGGAUUUAUUGCUUCUCUUACAACACCAUGGGGCAGAUCUCAACCAAAGAGACAAACUGUAUCAAUGGACACCUCUGUUUCAUGCUGCCAGCGAGGGUCGCGUCGAAUGUCUCCGGGCCCUACUGGACUAUGGCGCAGACGCAGAUGCCUUAGAUGAGAAAGGCCUUACGGCUACCUACUAUGCCACUUGGGAGGGACAUCUGUCCUGCGUCGACUUGUUGUGGGAACGUCAUAGGCAACAAGCUAAUCAAAAGAUGGGCAGCGCAAAGUUGGGGCCCUCAGCACCCCAGAUGCUGUCCACAUCCACCACCGCCAUGGAACUCACGCCACCCGAUAUCUCAGGCGAAGCCGAUGGAAUCCCAGAUCUUUCGCUUCCACCACCGAUUAUACCUAUGCGAAGAUACGGGCACAACUUCCUUGACUCAAAGUGCUUCAUUGCCAUUAGCUUUGAGCGGGGUGCAAAAGCCAUCCAGUUCUUCAACGAAGCAAGAUAUCCUGCCGCGCGCAUCACAAUAUCAUCCAAGACCUCUGACCUCAUUCCGAGAAACAUCAUGCUGCCGAUCCAAGAGGACUCGAGAUCGGUCCUCUUCCAGGUCGACAACCUCUCCACCUUCACCGUCGACUUUGAGAUCUUCCCAACAUUUGGCUCCAAGGUCAUUGCAAAGUCUGUGGCUCUGCCGGACGUCUUUCGGGCAAUCGACAGUAGUUCUGGCACGUGUUGCUUGCCUUUGUUUGACCCACGACUGCGCUCGGUUGGCCAGAUCUACUUCAACUUUCAAGUCAUCAAGCCGUACGGUGGUCGCCCGCUGGAGAUUACCCAAUUCGCGCCCUAUUGGAAGGCGACCAGCGCGCUUGACGAGUCGGGCCUCAUUACGGGCUCCAGCUUGUCUGGCGACUAUCUUCGCUUGUGCGUCCAGUUGACAAGGGAUGCCGUUCCUGUCAUCUAUCCUUCGUACGAGUUUGACCACGCCGGCCUCGACGUCAGCAUCGGCAGCCUCGCUUUUGAAACACUGCCUUCGCUAUCAUCCAACACAGCCGCGUUGCGCUCCGCAUCCGAGACCACCAACAUCCUCGACUGGCGCAGCCGCCUAUCAAGCUCCGUGCUCGCCCUGAAAGACAUCUUGGCCACUCUACCUGUAUCCGUAAACAUCAAUCUCCACAUCCUAUACCCAAAUCUUGGCGACCAGGAGAACGCCCAAAACCACAUCGACAUCAACACAUUCGCCGACGCCGUCCUGACCGACGUUUUCGACCACGCGCGCGCCCUCCGCGCCCGGAGCACGGAGCUCUCCCGCUCCAUAGUCUUCACUUCCUACAACCCGCACAUCUGCACUGCCCUCAACUGGAAACAGCCUAACUUCCCUGUCCUGCUCUGCAACGGCCUGGGCUCGCAGCCCUCUUCUGGCCAAGGAGGAGUAGCAGCAGCAGCAGCAGGGGAGGACGCCUCUCUCGCCACCGCCGCCAACCGCAACGCAUUCUCCAUCAAGGAAUCCGUGCGUCUGGCCCAGAGCAACAACUUCAUGGGCGUCAUGUGCAGCGCGCGCAUUCUCAAGAUGGUCCCCGCCUUGGUCGAGACCAUCAAGCAUGCGGGCCUCGUGCUCGUGUCCGACAGCUCCGCGGCCGAGCAGCAGGCUGAAACAACGGCGUCCGCAAGUGCAAAUGCGCCAGGCUGGGCCGUCAUGCCCGAGGGCGUCAAUGGUCUCAUGAAGGCGACCGGCGUGCUGAGGUUCAAUGAGAGUGUGGACAUGUAA